AUGCAGGCAGAGGCGCUCAACCCCUAUUUGCGAAGGCCAGAUAAAAAGGUCGCCGAGUACGCGUCCGUCACCGUGGCGGUCGAGCUGGAGCCUAAGGUCAUGGCGGCCCACCUGUCUGUGCGAGGCGAGGUGCCGCGGGCAGAGCUUCUGCAGCGCAAGCGUCAGCGCAUCGACGCUGGCCCUACGCUGUCACAGCUGCUGAUGGCGCGUGGCAUGCACACUGCCGCGGCAAACAACCUUGAUUUAAACCCAGAGAACGGUAGCGCUGAUAUCGCUUCUUGCGCGGCAGCCGGGGACUACGCUACCUGGCUACCUGUGGAGGCCUUUGAUGACGCUUUUCGCUUCGAGGAGCUGUCCCCGGAGGACUGGGCGGAGCGUGUAGCCGCUGCUCCGUCAGGUUUGCCUUGUCUCUUCUGGAAACUAGACCAUCGGCAGCACCAGAGGGGAGGCAUCUGGGCCUCGGGGCGUGUCGUGGAGGUGGAUGUGGACAAGCAGCGGUACCACGUUUUGCCAGACGACGUCAGAGACCCUCGCAGCGCCCAAAAACAGAAGACCGACUCGAACGGCAGCGGAGAAGACACCAGGCCGCUUGUGCUGCCACGCGUUUUUGUAUGCUUUGCCGCCGAAGAUCCAGAGAACUUCGCGAACCGCUUCGCUGCUGCCCACAAACGCCGCACCAUCGCUGAAGCCGCGCUGCGCACUGAGUUGUACGUUGACUCCAUCCCCCUCGAUGAGUACGCCGCACUGGACCCCCUUGUAAUCCGGCGCGUGCUGGAUGCUGCUCUCAGUACACCCGCGCUUGUGGAGAGUGAGUCGAACCUAAACGUGACCGGCGUACUGGAGCAGGUGCGCGCCGGGUACAGUCGCAUCAUGAACGCCGAUCUCUUCCACUCCAUAACGCAGGGCGGCGGUCUCUCGCAACUAAUGGGCCCCUCGGCAACGUCGUCGACGACGCUGUCGGCGUCUUCAUUGUUUGUGAGCGACACCGCGCGUCCAGUCCCGCUCUUCGGCGUCCCUUCUCACCAGGCCAAGCGUUUCGCCGCCACAGUGGGGGCCUUCCGUCAGGAGUGCUUCUGGAACACGUCCCCUGUGCUUGCGGGCCUCACGCGGGCCGUGCGCCAAGCCGACGACGCCUUGCUCUCUCGGUGUGUGUUUGUGCUCUACUCCACGACGAGAAUGAAGCGGCCACUGAGCCUCAUGGAGCUGGAGGAGAUCGAGACGACGGCGACGCGGGUCUCCUUCUUGCACGCCAGGGAUCAGUGGCUGGCGCAGACUGCGGACAUGGUAAAACGCACACUCAGCACCUUCCCUUCCAAGGACCCUGUCCACUUGCAUCACUACGACGUGAACACCUACACGGGCUGCAGUACUGAGCGAUACCUGCGGCAGAUUCAGCUGCACAUGCAGGACACCCUCCAACAUUACUUGACUAGCUCUCUGGAGGCGCUCAUCCGUUUUUUUGAGCAUGCCGGCGACAACCACGUCACAGUUCAUGGAAUGACUGAGGUCGAGGUGACGCACGGGAUUUAUCCCGCUCCGCGGACCCCCUUCGGGGCUGACGAACGCAUUACUGCAGGCUUUCUGGUGCCCCCGCCGCACCCGCUGCCGCCUUUGCUCUCCGUCGUGCUCCUGUGCACAAAGCACGUCAGUGACGCCGGCGCGAAAGCUGCACAAGAGGCGUUGGAAACUCCAGCCACCGAGACGCAAGCUCCAAAUCCGGUCGCAGGCGACGUACCGGAGGAGAACGAGGGUACUGGAAAGGCGGAGAAGCCGUCUACUGCGUGCCUGAGCUACAGCUGCUCCAUUGAGUCCAUGCGGGUAUCGCUCCAGGGGCUCCUGAAGCGCUGUCUGACGCAGCACAGCACUCUUCGCACGGUCGAGCGCGUCCUCUUCGACUUUCUUUACGAUCCCACCACGGCGUUUCUCAAUGUCCCCGAGGCGUCUAGCAUGCUGAUGGAGUCGUGGGUGCAGCGGAUAAACGUGGUUCUCGACCGCGUCGCCGUUGCCAUGAUGUCGUACAGGGAGACCUACACACCUUUUACGGCGGUGAUUGAGCUUGACUUGAACGCCUACAUGUCCAGCUUCGACGAGCGUUUCCCAGGCACGCGCGGUGUGGAGGCGGAGGUGCAGCGCUUCCUCACACUGCAGCAGCAGGUGCUGGAUGACAUUCCUGUCUCAGCGGACUUGGGCCUCGUACGCGUGGAGUGCAGCGAGGUUCGCCGUGAAUUGUCGAAAAAGUGCGCCAUGGGUGCGGCCAAGGUGCUGGACGUCAUGGCCGCUCGCGCUCUUUGCAAGGAGAUCGAGGUGAACGAUCGCUAUAGCGAGCUGUACGCAGCGCUGCUGAAGCCGACAGAGACACCGGAGGAGGUGGUCGCAACGAAGGACUUCAUCAAGACGAUUCCAGAACGUGUUGUCGACUUGGAGAUGGCCAUCGAAGAGUCGAAGGAGAUCCACGAGCUGCUCAAAGGCUUCAAGCGCCCCCUCUCCGAGGAAGAGUUCAACAAGAAGUGGAAGGCGAUCGGCUGGCCCAGUCAGCUCGACAACGCCGUCAACGAGCGUGUGGAGGAGCUGGAAGAGACGAAGCGGCGCCUGCUGGCGUCCAUGAACCGGGCGCAGGAUUUGUUCGAACAGGAGGUUGAACGGAUUCAGAAGAUCGUCGAGCAAUACGGUCAGCAUCGAAACCCCCACCGCAUGACUGAGAUCGCCGAGGAUGUAUUGCGAGUGCAGGAGAAGAUUCAUCAACUGCGUAGCCAAGCCAGCACCUUCAACAGCGACGAAUCACUCUUCAACAUUGAGCAGACCGACUACUCGGCGGUGCACCAACUCGCCACGGACUUCGAGCCGUACGAGGCGCUCUGGAUUACCUCGGCGAAGUGGUCCGCCUCACUCGAGAAGUGGCACGAGUUGCCUUUCAUGAGCAUCGAUGCGGACGAGGUGGAGAGGAUCGUGGGAGACACUCUUCGCAUCAUGAACACGUGCGUUCGAAACCCGCAGUUGAGGCCGGAGUUGGUGCAGGUGGCGGAGCGCACCCGCGAGAAUGUGCAGCAGUUUCGCCCACUUGUGCCGACGGUAAAGUACCUGCGGAUGAAAGGCAUGCAGGAGCGGCACUGGAGCCAGCUGUCGAAGGAGCUUGGCCAGGCCAUCGAGCCGGGCGUCACGCUGCAGAGUCUCGACGACGUGGUUCGCAUGAGCUUGACGCAGCAAAACGAUGUGCUCAUGCGCAUUUCCGAAAUCGCAUCGCGCGAGUUCCACAUCGAGACGUCGCUCGCGAAGAUGAAGGCGGCGUGGGCCGAUAUGCGGAUGAGCGUCACGGCGUACAAGGAGACCGGGUGCUUUGUGAUAUCAAAGGAUGUGGUGGACCAGACGCAAGAGAAGCUGGACGAUCAGAUGCUGCUGACGCAGAGUCUUUCCUUCUCUCCUUUCAAGCAGCUGUUCGAGGACGAGAUCGCCGACUGGGAAACCUCUCUGAAACUCGUGCAGGACGUGCUGGAUGCGUGGCUGCGAUGCCAAAAGUCGUGGCUCUACCUCGAACCCAUCUUCCAGUCGGAGGACAUUUCGCGCCAGCUGCCGGGCGAGUACAAGCGCUUCCAGGUGGUGCACAAGAAUUGGAAGUUUCUGACAAACAAGGCGAAGGAGGUGGACCUGACGCUCGAAUUCUGCACGACGACGGAGCGCUGUCUCGAGCUGCUCAAAGAGAACAACGACACGCUGGAGGUGGUGGAGCGGGGCUUGAACCAGUACCUCGAGAACAAGCGCGCCUCCUUUGCCCGCUUCUACUUCUUGUCUGACGACGAGCUCCUGGCGAUCUUGUCGGAGGCCCGCGACCCGCAAAAGAUUCAGCCGCAGUUCCGCAAGCUCUUUGAGAACAUCGCCCGCAUCGACAUGCGCAACGACGACAACGAGAUGUUUGGCAUGUACUCGCAGAUGGAGGAGUACAUCCCAUUCGCGCAAUCCGUGCUGCCGCGCAAGUACGUCGAGAACUGGCUGACGGAGAUUGAGCACAUGAUGAAGAUUUCGAUCCGGUUGCAGCUGGAGGCGGGUGUGAAGAACGCGGCCACCAUGAAGAGGCAGGCUUUUGUGCUGCAGUCGCCAGGGCAGGUGGCGAUUGCCGUGAACCAGAUCAUGUGGACGCACGAGUGUGAGAUGUCGCUGAAGGAGCAGGGCUCGCUUGCCCCCUACAUGGAGACGGCGCAGCAGAACUUGAUGGUGCUGGUGGAGACCGUGCGGCUGCCGCUGACAAACCUGCAGCGGAUGAAUCUGAGCGGCCUCAUCACGAUUGAGGUGCACGCCAGGGACAUUGUCGAGCAACUCGCCAAGGCCGGUGUAGACAGCAUCUACGCCUUCGAGUGGGUGUCGCAGCUGCGCAGCUACUGGGAGAACAACGACUGCGUGCUACGCCAGGUCGAGGCGCAGUUUCGCUACGGCGGCGAGUACCUGGGAAACACGACGCGUCUUGUCAUCACCCCGCUAACCGAUCGCAUCUACCUGACCUUGACAGGAGCGAUGCACAUGUUCCUCGGAGGUGCCCCUGCCGGGCCUGCCGGUACCGGCAAGACGGAGACGGUGAAGGACCUUGCGAAGGCCGUGGCAAAGCAGUGUGUGGUGUUCAACUGCCAGGAGGGUAUGACGUACGCAUCCAUGGCCAAGUUCUUCAAGGGACUGGCCCAGGCUGGGGCGUGGGCGUGCUUCGACGAGUUCAAUCGUAUCGACGUCGAGGUGCUCUCCGUCGUGGCGCAGCAGGUGUCCUCGCUGCAGGAGGCGGCGCGCACGCGGCAGUUCCGCAUUCCUUUCGAGGGUACCGAGAUCGUCGUGGACCCAUCCUACUCCGUCUUCAUCACCAUGAACCCUGGCUACGCCGGUCGCACAGAGCUGCCGGAUAACUUGAAGGUGCUGUUCCGCCCGGUGGCGUGCAUGGUGCCGGACUACGCCAUGAUUGCGGAGAUUCGCUUGUUCUCUUUCGGCUACUCGGACUCGCGCAAGCUGGCACAGAAGAUGGUGGCGACCUUUCGGCUGAGCUCCGAGCAACUCUCGUCGCAGGAUCACUACGACUUUGGCAUGCGCGCCGUCAACACGGUCAUCUCGGCGGCUGGCCUGAUGAAGCGUGAGCACCCCGAUGAAGCCGAGGACGUGUUACUGCUGCGAGCGCUGCGGGACUCGAACGCGCCAAAGUUCCUGGAGGAGGACCUGCUCUUGUUCGACGGCAUCACCUCCGACCUCUUUCCAGGCGUGCAGCUCACUCCAGCCGGCUACGGCGACUUCAUCGCUGCACUCGAGACGAAGGCCUCCUCGAUGCGUCUGCAGCCGACGGAGAUGUUCGUAAAAAAGUGCGUGCAGUUGUACGAGAUGAGCGUGUUGCGCCAUGGCCAGAUGGCGGUGGGGCCGACGAUGGGUGGCAAGACGAGCGCGACACGCGUCCUGCAGGCGGCGAUGACACACCUACGAAAAGAGCUGAAGAGCACCAAGUUUGCGGAGGUCAAGACGUACUGCUUGAACCCAAAGUCGAUCAUGAUGGCCCAACUCUACGGCGGCUUCGACGAGGCGACCGGGGAGUGGCGGGACGGGAUCAUCGGCGAGGUUUUUCGCAUUGCCGCUCGCGACACAACCGACGCACGGCAGUGGAUCAUCUUCGACGGCCCGGUCGACGCGCUCUGGAUUGAGUCGAUGAACACGGUGCUGGAUGACAACAAGAAGCUGUGCCUUAUCUCCGGCGAGAUCAUCGCGAUGACGCCGUACAUGAACUGCUGGUUCGAGGUGGAGGACUUGGCGGUCGCCUCGCCGGCUACGGUCUCGCGCGCCGGUAUGAUUUACCUUGAGCCGAACACGUGCAUUGGCGUGCGCAACUUUAUCCUUAGCUGGCAGCAGUACAGACUCCCCGUCACAAUGGAACCGUACAAGGAGCAUCUGCAGGAGCUGUGCGAGCAGCUCUUCCCAUCACUCAUUCACUUUGUGCAGACAGAGGUGACCGAGUACAGUCCGUCCAGCUGGCCCAACUUGGUGACCUCCUGCUUCAACCUAUUCGACUGCUUUAUGUCGCCGUACACCCCGACGCGCACGUACGAGGUGCCGCAGGACAAGCUGGACUUGCUGCGCGAGAUUCACCUGCAUCUGCUGAUCUUCUCCGUCGUCUGGUCCUUCGGUGCCACUGGCGACCGGCCAAGCCGACAGCGGUUUGACAAGUUCCUGCGCGACGAGCUGCGUCUGCGCAACGUCAACAUCGAGCUGCCCGUGAUUGGAUGCCUGCAGGAUUACCAGUUCAUCCCGGAGGAGCGCCGUUGGAUCGCGUGGGCGGAGCGGCUGCCGCCGUUUACGACACAGGUGACGCAGAGCAACUUCUCCGAUAUUAUCGUUUUGACGGCUGAUGUGGCACGGUACAAGUACGUGAACCGAAUCCUUCUGGAGCACUCCUACCACACGCUGUGCUGCGGCCCCACCGGCACGGGCAAGACAGUGCUAAUGCGGCAGCUCCUGAUGCACGAAAUGCCGAAGGAGUGCACGCCGAUCUUCUUCACCUUCUCGGCCCGCACAAGCGCGAAUCAGACGCAGGACCUCAUCUUCUCCAAGUUCGAGGUGCGCCGGCGCGCGUCGCCACAGGUGUGGGGUGCCCCGCUGAACCGCAAGUUUAUCAUCCUCGUGGACGACAUGAACAUGCCGCUCAAGGAGCAGUACGGCGCGCAGCCGCCGAUUGAGCUGCUUCGGCAGUUCAUGGACUACAAGGGGUGGUACGACCGCCGCACUCGCGAGUUCUUUUCGAUUGUCGACGUGGUGCUGGCCGGCACGAUGGGGCCACCCGGCGGCGGCCGCCAUUUUAUCACGCAGCGCUUCCUGCGGCACUUUCACCAGAUUGCUUUUCCUGAAAUCGAGGAUGACAGCAUGAGCCGCAUCUUUCUCUCACUGCUGGAGAGCUACUUCUCCCUCUUUGCGGAGGAUGUGCGUGGGAAACUCUCCUCGGUUGUGAUGGCGUCCAUCGAGGUCUUCAACACCGCCGUCAAAGAGCUCAAGCCGACCCCUGCCCGUCCACACUACCUGUUCAACCUCCGCGAUCUGGCGAAGGUGAUGGACGGACUUACGAACGCGACCCCCGCGACGGUGAAGACGGUGCCGGCGCUGGUGCGACUGUGGCUACAUGAGGAGAUGCGAACCUUUCAAGACCGCCUGACGAACGACGCGGACAGGUCUUGGUUCCAGGAGGUGCUUGGAAAGCAGUUGCAAAAACACCUGAAGGUGUCGGUGAACGAUGUCACGCAACGUCAUCGCGGCGACGGUGGCGCAGGCGCCGACAGCAAGACCCCGAAGACACCGGUAGCGGACAUGAACGCGCUUAUGUUUGUGGACUUCAUGGGUGGCAAGUCAGAGCAGCGCGUCUACCAAGAGGCGACCGACUUCGACGCCGUGGUCAAGACGCUCGAGCAGCAGCUGCGAGACUACAAUCACCAGUGCAUCGGCGGCCGUCAGCUGCACCUGGUCAUGUUCGCCGACGCGGCGCAGCACGUGUGUCGCAUUGCGCGCGUGCUACGCAAGCCAAACGGGCACGCGCUGCUUCUCGGAGUCGGCGGCUCUGGCCGUCAGUCGCUGUCCCGCCUUGCUGCUCACCUGAAUGAGUACGAGCUCUUCCAAGUCGAGAUCGCGAAGGGGUACACCAUGAACGCCUGGCGCGAAGACCUGAAAGCGGUGCUGCAGCGCGUCGCACUCCAAAAGAAGCAGGUGCUUUUUCUCUUCGCCGACACCCAGAUUGUGCACGAGGCCAUGCUUGAGGACGUGAACAACCUUCUCAACUCCGGCGAGGUGCCGAACCUCUUUGUUGGCCCGGAGCUGGACGACCUGCUGAACGCGAUGCGGCAUGUCUGUGUGGCGGAAGGGCUGCCGGUGGACAAGGUCACCAUCUUCGCCCGCUUUGUGCGCAGCUGCCGCAGUCAGCUCCACAUCUCUCUCUGCAUGUCCCCGCUGGGCGAGGUCUUCCGAAGCCGUCUGCGCAUGUUUCCCGCACUCGUGAACUGCUGCACGGUGGACUGGUUCUCGGCGUGGCCGCAGCAAGCGCUGAGGAGCGUGGCACGCAACUACUUUGCCAUGAUGCCGCUGCUUGCGCAGCAGGCAAAGGCAGUGGAGGCGUGCACGGAGGUGUGCGUGCGGGUCCACGUGAGUGUCGACGCCGUCUCUGUUCGCUUCCUCGCCGAGACGCAGCGGCACAACUACGUGACGCCUACGUCGUUCCUGGAGCUGCUCCACACCUUCCGCGCGCUCAUGGAGACGCAGACGGAAAAGAACCAAACCACGAAGGACCGCUUCAUCAACGGCUUGGCCAAGCUUCGCGAGACGGAGGACGCCGUGGCCGAGCUGCAGCAGACCCUGUCGCAGAGUCAGCCGGUGCUGCUGGAGAAGAACGAGUCCAUCAAGGCCCUCGUCGCCGAGAUGGAGGUGCAGACAACUGAGGCGGAGAAGACGAAGAAGGAGGCGCAGAAGGAGCGUGAGGCGGUGGCGACGAUGCAGGGAGAGUGCGCUGCCAUCGAGGGCGCGGCGCAGGAGCAACUGGCCGAGGCGUUGCCGGAGCUGGACCGUGCUCUGGAGAGCCUCAAGAAUCUCAAGUCGGCGCAGAUUACGGAGGUGGCCGGCUACAAAGCCCCGACCGCCGGCGUCGUCAUGACGAUGCAGGGCAUCUGUAUUCUGUUUCAAAUCAAGCCGCAGAUGCGCGCCGCAAGCCUAAUGGAGAAGAAGGCGGACUUCUGGGCUACCGCCAAGGAGCAGCUCCUCAACAACCCGAACCUGCUGCUACAGCGGCUCAUCCAGUACGACAAGGAGAACAUCCCCGAGAAGCUGAUCCAGGCAGUGAUGCCCCUCGUCACGUCCGAUGAUUUCACUCCAAAAAAGAUCGCUGGCGCCAGUCAGGCCUGCGCGGCCAUGUGCCAGUGGACGCACGCCAUGGUGCGCUUUCACGAGGUGAAUAAGAAGGUGGCACCGCUGCGACAGAAGCUGGCGGUGGCGCAGCAGGCGAACCAGAAGGCCCAGCAGAAACUGAAGGAGGCCGAGACGCAGCUCGCCGAUGUGGCGGAGCGACUUGCCGAUAUGCAGCGCCGCAAGGAGGAGGCGGAGCGGGAGCUGGAGGAGCUGGACCAAACAGUGAAGCGGACGGCGCUGCGGCUAGAGCGUGCGGCGAUGCUGAUAGAUGGUUUGGCGGGUGAGAAGCGCAGCUGGACGAAGUCGCUGGAGCGCAUUGACGAGUCGGCCCAGUACCUGAUGGGCGACAUGCUGGUGGCGGCUGGCCAGAUAGCGUAUUGCGGACCCUUCACCUCCGUGUACCGCGAGGAACUGUUCAAGUCGUGGGGCAAAGAACUCGAGGAGCGCUUUAUCUUGCAUAGCGCACAGUACUCCAUCUACCACACGCUGCAGGACGCGGUGGAAACGCGGGAGUGGAUCUUGAACGGGCUGCCGAUGGAUACCCUAUCGAUUGAGAACGCCCUCUUCGCGAAGAACGCGCGCCGGUGGCCGCUUCUGAUCGACCCCCAGACGCAGGGUAACCGAUGGAUUCGGCGGACGUACAAGGACUCGCUGGAGGUGGUGCGGCCAAGCCAGAAGGACCUCAUCAAGCGUAUCGAGUACUGCAUCCGCGCAGGGAGGCCAGUGCUGCUGGAGAACGUCGGCGAGGAUAUUGAGACCAGCCUCAACCCUCUGCUAGAGCGGCGCACCUUCAUGGAGGGUGGGACGGAGAUGCUUCGCAUAUCCGACACACCGAUCCCGUGGAACCCGAAGUUCAAGUUCUUCAUGACGACAAAACUGCCGAACCCGCACUACAUCCCGGAGGUGAUGGUGCGUGUGACGCUGCUGAACUUCUUCAUCACCCCGCGUGGACUGGAAGACCAGCUGCUCGGCGUCGUGGUUGGACAGGAGCGCAGGGAGCUGGAGAUGCGGCGUAGUGACCUAAUUCAGAAGAACGCCGCGAUGAAGGCCGACCUUGUCAACACGCAGGAGAGCAUCCUGUGCAAGCUGAAGGAGGUGCAGGGCGACGUGCUCGACGACGUGGAGCUUAUUGCCUACCUGAACCAGUCAAAGGAGAAGACGCUGGAGAUUACGACGCGGGUGGCCGAGGCGGAGUCUGCCGAGGUGGAGCUGACGGCGAGCCGUGAGGAGUACCGCCCCAUCGCGCAUCACUCCUCGUGCCUUUACUUCUGCUGCUCCACCCUCUCCAAUGUCGACCCCAUGUAUCAGUACUCGCUGCAAUGGUUCGUGCAGCUCUUCAUCGCGAGCAUUGAGCAGGCGAGGCGCGCCGACGAUGUGGCGCAGCGGCUGGAGAACCUGACAGAGUACUUCACCUAUAGCUUCUACCAGAACGUGAGCCGCUCCCUCUUUGAGAAGCACAAGCUCAUGUUCUCCGUCUACCUCUGCGUGCGACUGAUGGAUCAGCGCGGACGGGUGGACGCCGCAGAGUUCCGCUUCUUGCUGCAGGGCCCCACGCUCGUCACGGACGCAAACGACAACCCUGCCCCCGGCUGGAUCACACCGGCGACGUGGAACGAGUGGUGCUACCUAGACCACAACUUCGGCCCGUUCAAGGGCCUCAAGGCGCAUCUAUGUACCCACCUGCCGCACUACAAGGAACUCUUCAUGUCCUCGGCCGCUCAUCGACAGCCCAUGGCCGCGGACUGGGCGGACAAGCUGACGCCAAUGCAGCACUUGAUGUUCCUGCGCUGCGUGCGGCCCGACAAGCUGAUGGAGAGGUUGCAGGACUUUGUCUUGGCGGAGAUGGGCGAAAAGUUCAUCCGGCCGCCGCCGUUUGACCUGCUCACGUCCUUCAAGGACUCCGCCCCUACAGUGCCGCUCAUCUUUAUCCUGUCGCAAGGCGCCGACCCGUAUGACGACUGGAAGCGCUUCGCGGACGCACAGAACAUGAGCAAGAAGCUGUACGACGUAUCGCUCGGCCAGGGGCAAGGCCCGCGCGCGGAGCGCAUGGUGCAGGAGGGGAUGGAGAGUGGCUCAUGGGUUCUGCUGCAGAAUUGCCACCUUGCCACGUCCUGGAUGCCGACGCUGGAGCGGCUGGUCGAGGCCAUCACCCCAAACACGCAUCCUAGCUUCCGAUUGUGGCUGACGUCGAUGCCGAACGCGCAUUUUCCGGUGGCGGUGCUGCAGAACGGCGUGAAGAUGACAAAUGAGCCGCCGAAGGGGCUGCAGGCGAACGUGUCGCGCUCCGUCGGCGCCUACUCCGGUGAGUUCCUGGAGAGUUGCCAGAAGUCGGUGGAGCUGAAGAAGCUCUUCUUCUCCAUGUGCUUCUUCCACGCCUUGCUGCAGGAGCGUCGCAAGUUCGGCCCGCUUGGGUGGAAUAUCGCGUACGAGUUCACCAGUGGCGAUCUCGGCUGCUGCGCGGCGCAGAUAAAGAUGUUCCUGGACAAGUACGCCGAGGUGCCGUACACAGUGAUCCGGGAGCUGAGCGGCAACAUCCACUACGGUGGGCGCGUAACGGAUGAGUGGGAUCGCCGCACCCUCAACACACUGCUGGAGCGCUUCGUGACGCCGGAUGUCAUGGUGGACGGGUACUUGCUCUGCCCGCGGCUGCAGGAGUACCAGUCGAUCCCUGUCACGAACCGGCAGGGGUACCUAGACUACGUCGCCUCGUGGCCGCUUAACACCAACCCGGAGACGUUUGGGCUGCACGAGAAUGCCGACAUCACCUGCGCCCGCACCGAGACGUUUGAGACGUUGCAGGCGAUUGUACUUCUACAUGGCGACGAAGGUCGCCGCGGCGACUGCGUGCCGUCGUCGUCAGCAGCGGUGUCGACGCCGGAUGACAUGGUGAAGACGUUCGCGGCGGCGAUCCACCGCAAGGUCGCCGGACCGUUCGACGUUGACCAGUUCCGCCGCAAGUACCCGACCAAGUACGAGGACUCUAUGAACACGGUGCUGGCGCAGGAAGCCAUCCGCUUUAACCGACUGGUGACACUACUGCACCAGACUCUGGAGCAGCUGCCAAUGGCGAUCCACGGUGAGGUGGUCAUGAGCAAGGAGCUGGAGGAAGUGUACUCGGCUCUGUACAACAACCAGGUGCCUGCCCUGUGGUCCGAGAAGGCAUACCCGAGUCUCAAGUCGCUAGGUGCCUGGGUGGAUGACCUGGUGCGACGCCUCGCAAUGGUGCAGAACUGGUACGCGCACGGGCACCCGAAGGCGUACUGGAUUUCCGGCUUCUUCUUCCCGCAGGCCUUUUUGACGAGCGUUCUGCAGAACUACGCGCGCACGAUGCACAUCUCAAUCGACACCAUCAGCUAUGAAUUUGAAUGGAUGUCGACAGACCCGGCGUCAGUCACGGCGCCGCCGGAGGUGGGGUGCUACAUCCAUGGCAUGUUUAUCGAGGGUGCGCGCUUUGACCCAGCGACCCUGACGUUGGCGGAGUCGUUGCCCAAGGUGCUCUAUGAGCAGGCACCGCUACUAUGGUUGAAGCCAGUGAUUAACCGACUGCCACCGGCGAGCGGCAUCUACGAGUGCCCGCUGUACAAGACGGUCCGUCGCGCCGGUACGCUGAGCACAACUGGGCACUCAACGAAUUAUGUGUUGACCGUGGAAAUUCAGACACCUCCUAAGGCAGACGCGAAGCACUGGAUUCGACGCGGCGUGGCCCUUGUGUGUGCGUUAAGC
This is a messenger RNA of Leishmania mexicana MHOM/GT/2001/U1103, 12612 nucleotides long. RefSeq names its product putative dynein heavy chain. The transcript has a single exon. Lineage: Eukaryota; Euglenozoa; Kinetoplastea; Trypanosomatida; Trypanosomatidae. Gene Ontology annotation, molecular function: dynein intermediate chain binding; ATP binding; dynein light intermediate chain binding. The record is from RefSeq and is a predicted model, not a curated record. Gene Ontology annotation, biological process: microtubule-based movement. The annotation marks the transcript as partial. Gene Ontology annotation, cellular component: dynein complex.